Molecule: messenger RNA, 420 nt
Organism: Phodopus roborovskii (desert hamster)
Lineage: Eukaryota; Metazoa; Chordata; Mammalia; Rodentia; Cricetidae
Gene: CUNH6orf52
Product: chromosome unknown C6orf52 homolog
Exons: 3
Biological process (GO): selenocysteine incorporation
Cellular component (GO): nucleus
Molecular function (GO): tRNA binding
Source: RefSeq, a predicted model, not a curated record
AUGACUGUCACUCCUUGUUCUCUUCCAUGUGUCAUUAGGGAGCAGUUGAGGUCCCAUUACAACCUAGGUUGCCACUGUGAUAACAGUGAUUAACAGAUGCACAGCUUUACCCAUCUUUCCUGCCACCUCAAUGGCUUCACGUUGAAUGGAAAUGGGCCCAGCCCUCUGGCUGUGUAUGAGAACCCUGAACCCCUAACUGGACCUUGGGCCAUUCCAGAGGAAACCACAGCCCCAGCUGGAAACCAAGAUGAAGAACUUCUAGAAGAUCCCAAUCUUCAUUUGGAUAUUAAAGAAUCAAACAAGGGGUUCAUGGCAGAAAGUAAAGAACUAUACGAUUCCCUCAUGAGCUGUCACUGGCAUCCUCUGGAUACCACCCUGUUCAAUAUCCCCGAUGAGCCCCACCCCACCCCCCCAAUGUGA